Molecule: messenger RNA, 431 nt
Organism: Emiliania huxleyi CCMP1516
Lineage: Eukaryota; Haptophyta; Isochrysidales; Noelaerhabdaceae
Exons: 1
Biological process (GO): cellular respiration; ubiquinone biosynthetic process
Cellular component (GO): mitochondrion
Molecular function (GO): ubiquinone binding
Source: RefSeq, a predicted model, not a curated record
AUGCCUGCGCGCGUGAGGAGCAUUGGCGCCAGACUGCCGGCGGCUCGCAUCCACAGCCGAAGCUUGUUCCUGCCAGGUCUCAGCGCCAAGGGACAAAAGUACCGCACGUUCGAGCAGCAGAAAGUUGUGCAGUUCCCCGUCCCGACCAUCUACGGUGCCGUCUCCGACGUUGCUCGGUACGCCGACUUCCUUCCGUGGUGUACCGCGUCUCGCGUGCUCGAAAGGCGGCAGGCUGACGGGCCGGGCGGGCCUGAGCCUGGCGCCCAUGCUGCUGAGCCGGGUGCUUCCGAGGAGCUCCUAACAGAGGUCGAGGUGGGUUACAUGGGCCUCGCCGCGCGCUUCGGCUCGACGGUGACGCUGCUGCGCGACCGGCGCGUCCACUCCGUCUCCGAACCCAACGAGUUUCUGGACUCGUUGAAUUUCACAUGGGA